GCGGCGGCCGGAGCCGCGCAGGAAGCCGGGACCGGAACCUCGGCAGGCCCGGCCCCACCCCGCUCACCUGCGCAGGUAACCCGGGCCCCGGAGCGCGAGGCGGGGACGGAGCGGGCUCGGAGCAUGUCUGGCCCUUUGUUCUGUGCUGCGGUGUGGGUCCGGGUCGCCAGCACCCUCGGAGCCCAGAGGCCCGCAGCGUGAAGGUGAGCCCCGUGGGGAGGAGGGCGACGGCCCCGGGGAGGACGAUGGCCUGCGUCCGCUCGUCUCGGGCCCGCGCCCCAGCGCUGGCCGUGUGGCUCCUGUGCGCGCUCCACCUCGCGGGCACCCAGGCCGGGCCGCCCCCGGGAGCCGCCUGCCUGGACCGCUUUACCGCCGGGGUGCCCGCCUUCGUGCUCGAUACCGAGGCCUCGGUGAGCAACGGGGCCACCUUCCUGGGCUCCCCGACCGUGCGCCGCGGCUGGGACUGCGUGCGCGCCUGCUGCACCACCCAGAGCUGCAACCUGGCGCUGGUGGAGCUGCAGCCCGACGGCGGGGAGGACGCCAUUGCCGCCUGCUUCUUGAUGAACUGCCUCUACGAGCAGAACUUCGUGUGCAAGUUCGCGCCCAGGGAGGGCUUCAUCAACUACCUCACGCGAGAGGUUUACCGCUCCUACCGCGAGCUGCGGACCCAGGGCUUCGGCGGGUCCCGGAUUCCCAAGUCCUGGGCAGGCGUAGACUUGAAGGUACAGCCCCAGGAACCCCUGGUGCUGAAGGGUGUGGAGAACACAGAUUGGUACCUCCUGCAGGGUGACACGGAUGUCAGAAUAGAGAAGAGUGAGCCGGACCAGGUGAAGCUGUGGGGACUCAAGGAAGGCACCUACCGGUUCCAGCUGACAGGGGCUGACUCAGACAAGCCAGAGAGCACGGCCAACGUCACAGUUACUGUGCUGUCCGCCAAGCAGACAGAAGAAUAUUGCCUCGCAUCCAACAAGGUGGGCCGCUGCCGCGGCUCCUUCCCCCGCUGGUACUACGACCCCAAAGAACAGAUUUGCAAGAGUUUCGUUUACGGAGGUUGCUUGGGCAAUAAGAACAACUAUCUUCGGGAAGAGGAGUGCAAGCUAGCCUGCCGGGAUGUGCAAGGCCCCUCCAUGGAUAGGCACCGUCCAGUGUGCUCUGGCACCUGUCACCCCACUGAGUUCCGCUGCCGCAACGGCUGCUGCAUCGACAGCUUCCUGGAGUGUGACGACACUCCCGACUGCCCUGAUGCCUCCGAUGAGGCCACCUGUGAGAAAUACACCAGUGGCUUCGAGGAGCUCCAGAACAUCCACUUCCCUAGUGACAAAGGGCACUGUGUGGACCUGCCAGACACAGGCCUCUGCUUAGAGAACAUCCCACGCUGGUACUACAACCCCUUCAGUGAACGCUGCGCCCGUUUUACCUAUGGUGGUUGUUAUGGCAACAAGAACAAUUUUGAGGAGGAGCAGCAGUGUCUUGCAUCCUGUCGUGGCAUCUCCAAGAAGGAUGUUUUCGGCCUGCGGCGCGAAAGCCCUGUUCCCAACAUAGGCUCUGUGGAAGUGGUCAUUGCAGUGCUCCUGGUCACCUGCAUCGUGGUGGUGGUGGUCAUAUUGGGUUACUGCUUCUUCAAGAACCAGAGAAAGAGCUUCUACAGACACCGCCACAGCCACCACCACCACCCCCAACCGCCUACCCCUGCCAGCUCCACAGUCUCCACCACAGAGGACACGGAGCACCUGGUCUAUAACCACACAACUCGGCCCCUCUGAAGCUAGGGCUGCCUUGGCCCUUCAACCUAAGGCUCUCACAGGCUCUUUCCAGCUCUUGCCUAGCCCUCUGCUUCCUCCUUGCCAAGAUGGAAGCCUGGGCUAGGGAAGACUUUGGGACCAGACUCCUCCAGCCUGGGAGAUGUCUUAACUAAGCUUAGGCUUCUCGUUCCUGAGAAAGCUCCAGGGUCUGGGAGGAACAGAAAACCUUUGAGCCCAGGGUUCCAUGCACAGAUGGACCUGUCUGCCUAGGAUUUCAGAAGAAGUUGGAGUUUGUUUCUUGUUCAAAGCUGCCUGUCCCCACCCUGUGGCGUCAGGAAGGGGCUUGGAACAAUGUCAGAAGCUGAAGGACCCCCAGUCCUGCCCUUCAAAGCUGGUCCUCCCACCCUGCAUGGUCCAGGGCGGGGGAGUGGGGGGAGGACCUCCCUGUAUAUUUUGUGCUGUAUAGAGUUGCUUUUUUGUUUAUUUAAUGCCAUGGGGAUGGAUAAGAGGAGUGGGAAGAGGCAGCCUCUUCCCUUGGCCCAAGAGUGAGGCCUGGUCUGGUCUGGCCUAGCCUGCGGUGCCUGAUGUGCUGUAUCCUCCCCACAUGCCCCAGGGCUCUCAGGUAUCAUACCCCUCCCGUUCCCCUGCCUUCCACAGGCCCCAGUACACCCACAGUGUAAUAAAAUGGUUGGUUCUGUGAGG
This is a messenger RNA of Canis lupus familiaris (dog), 2444 nucleotides long. It is a transcript of the gene SPINT1, whose product is annotated as serine peptidase inhibitor, Kunitz type 1. The transcript is spliced from 11 exons. Gene Ontology annotation, molecular function: serine-type endopeptidase inhibitor activity; protein binding. Lineage: Eukaryota; Metazoa; Chordata; Mammalia; Carnivora; Canidae. The coding region runs from base 246 to 1763 and encodes 505 amino acids. The record is from RefSeq and is a predicted model, not a curated record.